This is a messenger RNA of Amoebophrya sp. A25, 3184 nucleotides long. Lineage: Eukaryota; Dinophyceae; Syndiniales; Amoebophryaceae. The record is from the annotation of a GenBank genome assembly.
UGACGUGUGAAAGAAUUCAAAUUCAUUGCUGAAAAAAUGUUGCAGUUCUGAAAGGCCAGCACAGCCCACAAAAAGAAGAACAAGCAUGCCUUUUUCCCACCAAGUGGCGCAGUGGUCCCUGGUUGGCACGUCACUGGUUAGCACCAGUGUCGUUGCUUUUAGUGGUCGCAGACGGCGAAACGGAGUAACGCUUCACGGACGGUCUGAAGUCGGGUUGUCGAAGCGCGACCAGGUGCUGGACAGUAGUAGCAGUCAAGCGGUGAGUAGCAGUCAAGUGCUACAGGACAAUGGUAGCAGUCAAGUGGUGGACAAUGGUAGAUCGAACAAUGAUGUUGCAGCUUCACGACAGAGGAUGCUAGACGAAAGGCCAGACCACGAAGGAAACGUUCUUGCACAAUCACCUUCAAGGAUACUAGCCUCUUUUUCAUCAUCAUCCACCGCACACCAAGAGACGAAUAAUGUAGGGAGCACAUCAUCCCCGUCACUUGCGCUGCUUCGGACCGCACAAUACCCAGAUCCGUAUGUGACGGACCCCGAUUCCGUUCCUCAGGGUAUCGGAAACCUUCCUAUUAUCCCAAAAACCGCAAAACAACUCUACAAAUGGUUAUGGCUAAAAUUAAAAAUCUACUAACUUCGAGUUUAUAACAAGACAACUUCAACUUUUAAUAACUUGUCUACUAGCUUUUUUGUAUAGAAGUAGAUCUUCAUUUCGUUCUCUCUAAAGUCCUGUACUGAUACAUCGUUACUACAUACAUAGUAUUUUCUCAAAAAAAAUUAUACUACUGUGAAUCUUCUUCUCUAAACCAGGAGCGUGUCCCAGGAGAAAACGCGGAUAUGUGUGGUAGCGUUUUCAACCUCACUGAACACUGGAACCUGACAAACGAGACGGACGUGACUUGGAUUUGCGACAAAUUCGCAAAUGAUGCCUACAACCAGUCAAUAGGCAGUUUCACUGUUAUGGUGACGUGGAGAAAAAAUUGAAUAAUUAGGCAUUAUAGAGGCAAUCAAGGUACCAAGAUGCCACGAAAUUAUACAACCAAGGGAUCGAGAGAUGAAAGCAGUUUUUCUGAUAGAUAUGCUUGACUAGGACCACUGCUAUUCAUCUGCUACUGCAGCUAUUCGGUUAUAAUAACUUUAUUUCCUCCUUCAUCUCUAGCGGUAGUUUCCUGUGUUACAAGCUAGACUGGAUCCUCCCUCUUCAUCUCUAGCGGUUUUUUACAUUACAAGCUCGCGCCACCGUUUAUGCCCAUAUCAGUGAUGAACGCGACGCCGCCACCCUUGCCAUCGUUCGCUCAUCUCUAUGUUAUGGGACACCACAAGGAGCAUGUCGUUGUUGAGCAAGCUUAUCAGGUACUCUACUGAUGAGCAGUAGAUGUAGAACUUACUAUGUCAUAGCACUGUUCUUUCCGCUUCAAAGCUUACAAUUUGAAGUAACCGCCUGAUCCUUUUUUCUGCUCCUUCUCCUUGCUCUUCCUUAUAGUACAUGCGGGAUAUGAUCAUGGUCUAAGCAUUUUGAUUGGUGUAUGUCUCUAGCAUAUUCAAGCACUGAGUCGGAUACAGCUUCAAAGCUGCUUACUUGAGCAUGUUGAUCAGUAAGACUAAGAAUUGCAUUGAACAUUUCUCGAUGAAAAGUGAAACUUCUGAAAGAUUCCUUUUGGUGGCUCUGCAGAUAGGACUUUACUUGCUGAUAGCUAUCCUUUUCUCUUUUCUAUGUUCCUCUGGUCUUUCUUUUUUCUAGUCAGGUCUGCUCAACUAAUUAAGAUAAAGAUAUUCUAACGUAUUCGCAUGCAAAGGGGAGAUUCCUCUGCAUUUGGAACAGAGUUGUGCCCACGCGGGUCCCUGCGCAGAAUGCAUGGUUGCAGAGUGUGCGCAGGAAAAUAUAGUUUAUGAUGGAGUCCAGUUUUUUUCCUUUAUAUCCAGAUUCCAGAACUCACUUUUAUUUAAGAAAUUCAAUUGAACUUGAAGAAAUGACGUUAAAUCGAUCCCCUUUUCGUCCCUUGUCGUGGCAUGCACCUUUUGUUGUUAUUUUCCCUUGCCGGGGCACGACCCUUUUCAUAUCCAGAACCAGACAAGGAUUGAUUGCAACACGGAUAUGGUGUCUUUCAACCGGUUGCAGAAAUCAGUGGAACUCCUUGGCCCUCGCGCGACGCAUUUUGAUUAUGAAUGGCUCAAACUACAAGACAUAUUUUUGUUCUCAAAAGCAAGUUUUUAGUACGGUGUACUAGUUGUUAUCACAAGUUUUUAGUAUGUUGUACUAGUAACGACGUCCUACGCGGGCGGAAAAACCCUUCCCCCCGACGUCCUCCUUGGGGCGAUCUGCCGUAGUGGAGUUGUUAUCAUGUAUGACAACGAAACCGAGGCAUCCUAUCCUAUCCUAUCCUAACUGCUCCUUCUCAAAGUUCCAAAAAUUAGCGCCCACUUAAUUUUCAAAAAGCAGAAAACACACGUUAUUUUUGCGUGCUUACCUAAAGGUACUAGUUCUUUCUCAGUAGGACACGGAGAUGAUUAUGUUGAGAAAUGUCAAGAGAACUGUAGAAGAGGUUCCAUUAUUGACAAAACGCCAUCUAAUCCGAGGCCCACAAAUCUGCCUUCAACGUGGUGACAACCACAACGACCACGACGAGCACGGUCGCGAGGGCGAUGUCCAGGCGUUAAUUCCUGACGGCGCAAUACAGCAGGAGCAUCGCGUAGCAGGGGGAAGCGUCUAGAGGCAACUCAGUCGAGGGAGGCGGUCGUGACAACACAACCUGAGUGAUGUUGUCUGGGUUUCACUCAAAUCAUCAAGUCGUUGUUAGGAGAAUCCAUUCCUUGUCGUCCCGAAGAUAUUCAUGCAGAAACAUCAGAUCUUUAUACAGAGAAAACCUCACAACUUCCAAUGCUAUUUCGUUUUUUCGAAAUUUUUCGUUUGAUGCAAGAAGACAUUCUCACGUAUGGUAAAUGUUGCCUCACCGUUCCAUUCCAACUACUGUCAAAGAGAAUAACAGGCAGCCCUGAGCAGGCGGCUUCAUCCAGGUAGAACUCAAGAAAAUAUAACGAAUACACGAACCGAGCAGAAUAACAUGUCUGACAUGAAACAAAUAACGAUGCAGUGGAGCCAACACAAGCAGGCCUGCAUUUUCGCGUAGGGGAAGCGUCCAACGUCUCGAUCACGGCAAGAUGCUGUUACUUCUAUUCUGGGGUUAGG